Molecule: messenger RNA, 1794 nt
Organism: Corylus avellana
Lineage: Eukaryota; Viridiplantae; Streptophyta; Magnoliopsida; Fagales; Betulaceae
Cellular component (GO): nucleus
Molecular function (GO): DNA binding
Source: RefSeq, a predicted model, not a curated record
CGAGUCUUAUCACUCCACCCCCUUCUCUCUUUAGAGGGAUGGGUCCCACCUUUCGCUCUUUGCACGUGCCAUACCUGCAUCUCACGUGACACUGCUGCUGUCUUCCCCACACCCUCUAUUAGUUGCUCUCUCCUCUCUGCACAUUUGCAGCUUUUCUCUCAAGGGUUUUAACCCCAUUGGAGUGGAACAAAGAAACCAGAGAGACUCUUCUGUCUGUCUGUCUCAAACAAAUAUCUCUUCUUCUUCUUCUUCUUUCUUCUCUCUUCUUCUGCUUCAAAAAAAAAAAAAAAAAAAAACGGGAAAAUGGAGAUUGGCGGGAACAUGUUCGGUCAGAGCAACGGUAACAGGGGGCAGAAUAGUAAUAACGGGAAUAUUGGGUGGGAUAUCUGGGAGCUCAGUACUUCAAGGUUGGAUUGGGGGGGGAAUAAUAGUAGCAACACCCUGUACACGACGACAGCCACCACCGCCACCAUCACGGCGGGGAGUUCCACCGCCACGCACGAGGAGGGUAGUGCGGCGCACGCGCCAUUUUUAUUUCACCACCACGGUGGCGGAGCAGAUAUUGGCGUGCACCACCAGCAAUUGCACUACCAGCAGGAGCAGCAAGGCUCCCUCUACGGCGCCGCAGAUGGGUCCCAGCGCCACCCUGACCCACACCUUAUGUGCUUGAAUCUGGGGAAGAGGCACUACUUUGAGGACGCUACCCCUCUGGGUGAUCGCCACGUGUCUAGGUCAUCAUCUAUAGGCAAGAGAGGCAAACCCUACACCACCCCCCCAAUCCCCACCACCACUGAUCAUAGAGGUGGCGGUGGUGGGCCUUCCUCCUCUUCCUCGCCGUUGCCGGCGACGGUUCCGAGAUGCCAGGUGGAGGGGUGCCACGUCCCACUUCUCAACGCCAAGGACUAUCACCGGAGGCACAAGGUCUGUGAAAUGCACUCAAAAGCUCCCAGGGUCGUCGUUUUAGGGUUAGAGCAGCGCUUCUGUCAGCAGUGUAGCAGGUUUCAUGCGGUGUCAGAAUUCGACGAUUCGAAGAGGAGCUGCAGGAGGAGAUUAGCGGGGCACAACGAGCGAAGAAGGAAGAGCGCUCAUGAUUCUGCUACAAGGAACACUUCUCAAGGUGGGGGAUUUCCGUACUUAUCAUCACCGACAGGACGUGCUCUCUCUCUUCUGUCAUCCAAGACCGAUUCUUGGGUUUCUCCACCCGAUAUCUCCUCAAGAUCUAGUGCAGCACUUCGUGAGUUGAUAGCAGAGCAUCGUGCAGCCAUCAUGGCGGGGCAGCUCAUUUUGGAUCGAGACCGGUAUACAGAAAGCCAUGGAAUGGAGGAUCUAGGUGAGGCUCAACGACGAUCAAACUGUGUCAUGCCCAACCAGCACCAAAUGUUUCCCGAGCCACAUAGUUGGAAUAGAUACCAUGAAAGUGACACCCAGUUGACACUAGAUCUCAUGCAGGCUUCUAGCUCGGCAUUUGGAUUACUGUCUGUGAGGGGGAAGAGUAAGGAGGAGGAAGAAGAGUGUUCUGAUCUAUGGAACUCCUUUCAUGGAGCCCAUGAAAUCUGAUUUUUCUUUUUCUCUUUUUUUUUUUUUUAAAUUUUAUUUUCCCUCUUUUUAAGUAGUUAUUUAACUGUAUCUUUCAGUGUGAGGACAUAUAGACUUGUAGGAUGAUAGUUUUUCAAGCUGUAUAAUUCAUGUGAUCAUUUGUUUUGCUUCAUAAGUUUCAUAAUUUCAUCAAUCAGUUAGGAUAUUGUGUAAAGAAUAAUAUCAUUUAUAAUCCAUUUGGAAGAAAGUCUCUUACUG